This is a messenger RNA of Asparagus officinalis (garden asparagus), 1182 nucleotides long. RefSeq names its product probable inactive beta-glucosidase 14. The transcript is spliced from 5 exons. Gene Ontology annotation, biological process: carbohydrate metabolic process. The record is from RefSeq and is a predicted model, not a curated record. The coding region runs from base 202 to 903 and encodes 233 amino acids. Gene Ontology annotation, molecular function: beta-glucosidase activity. Lineage: Eukaryota; Viridiplantae; Streptophyta; Magnoliopsida; Asparagales; Asparagaceae.
UCUUUCAGGGAUUCUUCAACCGAACCGUAUAUCGCUGCACAUAAUAUCAUAUUAUCCCACGCAAGGGCUGUUGGCAUCUACAAAAACAUCUACCAGAUAAAAAAUGUCAAUAUGCUGCAUGCUUUUCAUUGACACGAAGUGGUUAUUAAUGUGAAAUCAAUUAUUAAGGCGAAACAAGGAGGCUCUAUUGGAAUUGUGAUUAUGACCCAGUGGUAUGAACCUCUCAGAAAUAUCACAAUAGACAUUUUGGCAGCUCAGCGGGCACUCUCUUUUGAAAUGGCUUGGUUCCUGGAUCCUUUACUACAAGGUGAUUAUCCUAUUGAAAUGCGUCGAGUCCUUGGAUCAAGGCUACCCACAUUCACAGAUGAAGAGAAGACCAAAUUACGAAAGGGAGUGGAUUUCAUAGGAGUCAAUCACUACACAAGUCUUUAUGUGAAGGAUUGCAUGUUUUCUCCAUGCGAGCUGGAUAAAUUUUCAGGAAAUGCGCUAGUAUUCGCCACCUCACAAAGAAAUGGGGUGCCUAUUGGAGCUUCGACCGGGAUGCCAACUAUGUUUGUGGUUCCACAUGGCAUGGAGAAGUGUAGGACAUAUCAUGCAAAGAUACAACAACACACCUAUGUAAGCAUGCUACAAAGCAAUAAGGAGAAAGCCAUUGAUCCAUGUGAUCAAGUCCCUGAGUCAAUUGUUCAAGCAAUAACAAAGAAGGUGGUGGCCACUCAACAAGAGGAGAUGAAGAGACAACAAGAAGCUCAAGCUACAAGUAUGAUUCAAACAUUUGCAGAUAUGUUGAGUGAAGUAACUGGACGUCCAGUUAGUCCAAGCUUUGUUGACAGGUUUAAAGCGCAUACUAAACUUCCUGAAGAGGCUGCUAGUGUUCUAGAUCAUAAAGAGGUACAGAAAUGAUGAAAGCCAAGAUUGAGAUUGAUACUGACAGGUUCCUAGUGAGUAUUUGACAUUGAGGAACAAGUUUUUAGAAACAAAUAGAGAAUAUAGUCUUUGACCGAGAAGUUUCAUGUUUUGUAAUCAAAUGUUGAUGUACAUUGUUUGAAAGUUAGUUCGGUACGAUAUUUUCUGAGUUGAAAUGUUGGUAGUGUGGAUUUAAUACUUUGUAGUUUUUAUACUAUACUGAUGUAUGUUGGCACUUAUCAUUAUGGUUGAUUAUGCUCAACAUAAUCAUUUUUA